UCGAAUGACCGAUUAUUUUUCAUUCGAAUGAUCCCAUCACUAAUAAAAACAAACAUUUGACUGACAAAAAAUAGCCACAAAAAGUUGGACGAAGGUUAAAUUUGUAUAGAUGUAUAGUUGUUUUUAUUUUUGUCGUAUGAACUCAUUAUGAAGAUCUCGUAUUACUUAAUUAUAUUUACACACAGACAGGUCUAUAAAGUUACAGACCUGCUGUUAAAAUUCAUAUAAAACAAGAUAUUUAGAUAGUUUUUUAUUAAUGUUUGGAACAACUACAAUGAAAAUUGAAUUAAUCAUCUUCCAGUAGAGCUUAUGGUGAUUAUCUCCCAAUCAGUAUUGAUUGCAAAUAAGACUGAAUAUUUGAAGGAACCUAUGACUAUAUACAUUCUACACCAAAAUGUGCUGCAUUUGCAAAGCAAUCAACUGGGUUUGCACAUUAAUUUGCUUGAUUAUAAUUGUUGCAAUUAUAACAGGUGCAGUAUUUUUAGUUUUGUACCUGAAGAAAGAAAAUAUAAUUAAAUUUUAACAAAUGUACUGAUAUUAGAGUAAAUUUUAGUUUUAUAAAACUUAUACUGUAGCACAUCACAAACAAUGCUCAUUUUAGGUGUAUUCAAAAAUGAGUUUAAUAAACUGAUUUAGUUACAUUGCUCAAUUUUUAUUUAUCUACUACUAGCAUACAGCCAAUAAGGUAUUGAGAAUUUCAAAUUGAAAUAUAUAUUUUUGACAUGACAUUUAUCUAAAUAGGUCGCACAAUUAUCUGCAAAC
This is a messenger RNA of Acanthoscelides obtectus, 762 nucleotides long. NCBI's taxonomy places the organism in Eukaryota, Metazoa, Arthropoda, Insecta, Coleoptera, Chrysomelidae. The record is from the annotation of a GenBank genome assembly.